This is a messenger RNA of Mangifera indica (mango), 2109 nucleotides long. RefSeq names its product protein ACCELERATED CELL DEATH 6-like. The transcript has 4 exons. Gene Ontology annotation, molecular function: protein phosphatase regulator activity; protein phosphatase 1 binding. Bases 1 to 1953 code for a protein of 650 amino acids. The record is from RefSeq and is a predicted model, not a curated record. NCBI's taxonomy places the organism in Eukaryota, Viridiplantae, Streptophyta, Magnoliopsida, Sapindales, Anacardiaceae. Gene Ontology annotation, cellular component: plasma membrane.
AUGGGUCCUUCUCUGUACAUGGCAGCAAGAGAAGGAAACCUGGAUUUGCCGAGAAGGUUCAUCCAGGGCGAAAAUCACAGCAAUCUCCAGGAUUUGCAUACAAAUCAGGGGAGAUACAUAAUUCAUAUAGCUGCAAAAUUGGGCAAAGAAUUGUUCAUUCAUGAGGCUCUUCAAGCAUGGCCCCGUCUUGCAAGCCAAGAGAACUCAAAGGGUGACACUCCAUUACAUGUUGCAGCAAGAGCUGGGCAAGUUGCUGUGGUGAAGCGUCUCAUUGGUGACAGCACAAGUAGAAGUUUGUUUCAAGUUGAUUCGAUUGAAACUUCAUGUUUGAGAGAAAUGGAAGAAGGGGCGAGCGGCGUUUCGGUGCUGUGGGGGAUGAGGAAUAAGGCUCAGAGCUUGGCUUUGCAUGAGGCUUUGAGGAAUCGACAUGAGGAAGCUGCACUGUGCCUGUGGGAACUGGACAAUGAAAUGGCUGGAGUUGUAACUAGCGCAGGUGAGAGCCCUUUAUAUUUAGCUGCUGAAUCGAGGUGCGAGGUGAUGCUGCGGAGGAUUUUAACGUUCCUGAAGCUGAAUUCAGAGAGAGUUGAGCUAUUGCGGGAUGCUGUCCAAGGCCCGGAUGGGCAGAAUCCCUUGCAUGCCGCUGUGCUUGCAGGAAGCACUGAAAAUGGGCAUCUGACUUGUAUCUUAUUUCUUUAUUCUCGUGUCAUAGAUUGCAUUGGCUCUCUGCUGGAAGAAGAAGACAUUUUGAAACUCAUUAACCAACCCGACAUUAAUGGAAAGACUGCCCUUCACUUUGCAACAGCAGCCAGAGAGAAAAACAUUAUGCGUGAAUUGCUUACCAAGAGUACCUCAUCUGCAUAUCUGCAAGACAGCAAUGGCCGGACGCCAUUACUGGAAGCUGCCUGCUCGGGAAACUUUGAUGUCCUUCAAGAGAUCCUCCUUUAUUGCCCAGACACAAUCGAACUGGCUGACCCGACCGGCAAAAACGCCCUUCAUCUUGCUGUAUUAAACAACACUACGAACAAUGUCAGGGAAUUCUUGCGGCUGCCGGAGAUGAAGGAGCUUGUGAAUGAACCAGACGAGGAGGGAGACACGCCGCUGCAUUUAGCCAUCAAGCAUGAGAACUACAAGAUGGUGAAACAAUUGAUUGCAACUGGAUUUGUGGACUUAAGAACCAAGAACAAUAAAGGCCUCACAGCUCUAGACAUCUGCGAGUCCGACUGGAAUUUUUCUUACAGACAGAAUUCUCUCCAUACAUACCUGAAAGGGCUAAAUGCGCCGCGGGGAAGACAACCAUAUAACUAUUGGAAGCAAGAUCAAAAAUCAAAGACAGCAUUGAACCACCCGAACGCAGACUUGAAAAAUUUAGCCAAGAUAAUGUCAGUGGUUGCUGCACUUCUGGUUACUGUAACUUUCGCUGCAGCUUUCACAUUACCAGGAGGCUACCAUGGCGAUGAUGAUGACAGACCUCCUGAAAUAAACCACUCAAGCAAAAAAGAUAAAAUCCCUUCAGGUACCUCAAUCCUCAUCAAGAACCCGUCACUGAAGGUGUUUGUGUUUGCAGAUUCGCUUGCAAUGUGCAGCUCCAUGACAGUGCUGUUUCUGCUAAUCCAGGCAAUGGCUGGUGACCCUGCCUUUCUGCGGUCAGCGAUUAUUUACAGCGAGAAAUUGCUGAAUAUCGCCCUUCACGGAGCGUUGGUAGCCUUUGUAACUGGAUUGUAUGCUGUUAUAUCACCAGAGAGUACAUGGCUAGCCAUCAGUAUCAUCAUCAUGGGCUCCAGUGUUCCAUUUCUCAUCAAAUUACUGCAGCGGAAGUCUUCCACUUCAACCCCCCCUUGUGAUAAAUCAUUCCAGGGAAACAAUAACCAACUUUCUCAUACAGAACUGGCAAAAGGCGUCCAAAUCUUAGUACCGGCAACAAUCAAGCCAGAUCGCCCCACUGGUAGUAGUUAAUCUAUUUCCAUUCUUUGCAAGCCACUGAUGGAUACCUGGGUGGACUGCUGACAACAGAACCUUCACUGGGCUACUUCAUCUGCUCUUACUAAGAUCCCCUGCAAACCAACCUCAGCAGCAACACAACAUGCAAUGGAAUAGGAAAAGUAAUACAAU